GGGGGUGGAUGUGGAUAUGUGCGUUUACUCUGCAGAAUGCUAGUGUUGUCUGUUCUAUUAUCACAGCAAGAAAAUUUAUUUAAAAAUAAAAAAAGCAACAGGAAAACCUAGAGUAGAGACCAGGAGUUCAUUUUAGGAAGAGUUUGGGAUUCGCGUUUGUUGUGAUAAAGCGGAUAGGUUUCAUUUAUUUCUGGAGAAUUCUUGGAACGAUGGCAGCAAGUUGGCUUUAUGAAGGGAUCUGAAGACCUUUAUUUUAUAUCCCCAUCAGCUUGGAUGGGUAGGGAUUCUUGUUUCUCAUUCUUACGUUUUUUAUUUUCUGUAAGUCUUUUUUCUUGUUAAAGCUAUGCCUCCAAGAGCAUUCCUUGGAAACUGCUAGAGCUUAGAAACGACUUGAAGCAGACAUCCUGACUGUGAAAUUCAGCUUGGCCAUAAAUUCCAGGUUUGCUCCCCCAACAGUAAGGAGAAAAUGCUGCUAUCAGUGACUUCCAGGCCUGGGAUUUCGACUUUUGGCUAUAACAAGAACAACAAGAAGCCAUAUGUGUCAUUGGCUCAGCAGAUGGCACCUCCUAGUCCGAGCAACAGCACCCCCAACAGCAGCAGCGGGAAUAAUGGGAGUGAGCAGCUGAGCAAAACCAACCUGUACAUCCGGGGACUGCAGCCAGGCACCACGGAUCAGGACCUUGUCCGGCUCUGUCAGCCAUAUGGCAAGAUUGUGUCCACGAAGGCCAUCUUGGACAAGACCACAAACAAGUGCAAAGGCUAUGGCUUUGUGGAUUUUGACAGCCCUUCAGCAGCACAGAAGGCCGUCACAGCCCUGAAAGCCAGCGGUGUGCAGGCCCAGAUGGCAAAGCAACAGGAGCAGGACCCCACAAAUUUAUACAUCUCAAACCUCCCACUGUCAAUGGACGAGCAGGAGCUGGAGGGAAUGUUGAAGCCCUUUGGCCAGGUCAUCUCCACUCGAAUCCUUCGAGACACCACUGGGUCCAGCAGAGGGGUUGGCUUUGCCAGGAUGGAGUCCACAGAGAAGUGUGAAGCCAUCAUCACCCACUUUAAUGGAAAAUAUAUUAAGACACCCCCUGGAGUGCCAGCACCAUCUGAUCCCUUGCUUUGCAAAUUUGCUGAUGGUGGACCAAAGAAACGGCAGAACCAAGGAAAAUUUGUGCAAAAUGGACGGGCCUGGCCAAGGAAUGGAGACAUGGGUGGUAUGGCCUUGACCUAUGACCCCACCACAGCUCUUCAGAAUGGAUUUUACCCGGCGCCUUAUAACAUCACUCCCAACAGGAUGCUGGCUCAGCCCGCGCUCUCCCCGUAUCUGCCAUCUCCUGUGUCUUCCUAUCAGAGAAUGACGCAGACAUCGCCUCUACAAGUACCUACCCCAUCGUGGAUGCAGCACCAGUCAUACCUCAUGCAGCCUUCUGGUUCAGUUCUAACACCAGGGAUGGAUCAUCCUAUUUCUCUCCAGCCUGCCUCUAUGAUGGGACCUCUCACCCAGCAACUGGGCCACCUCUCGCUCAGCAGCACAGGCACGUAUAUGCCAACAGCUGCCGCUAUGCAAGGAGCUUACAUCUCCCAGUACCCCCCUGUGCCUUCUUCUAACGUUUCAGUUGAGGAGAACAGCGGCCAGCAAAACCAAGUGGCAGUGGAGACACCCUCAGACCAUGGGGUUUAUUCUUUCCAGUUCAGCAAGUAACAAUGGACCUGGGCCAAGAGAAGCAACCUCCGCACUCCGCCCUGUGCUGAGCCCCCUUUGCGGCUGGAGGCUGGCCACCUGCCACUUUUUCUAUGUGCUACAUUCAAGGAGAUCAAAGAAAACUUUUUCUUUUGCAAAGAAAGUUUUUUGCUUUGUUUUUAUUGCAACAUACUUUUCUCCUGCCCAAAGAGACAUGGCGGCUGGAGCUUCGUCUCAUCUGCAUGAAGAACCGUUUUGUUUUGUUUUUCUUAAUUAUUCAUUGGAGUUAUUUGAGAAGGCUUUUUAAAUGAUUGGAAUUACUUUAAACCAAAACAAAGAACAGAAAGACAUGGUGCUAGAAGGCUGACGAAGGAGCCUACUUGCUGAGUUUGGUUAUGGCCUUUUUUUUUUUAUAUAUGUGUGGCUGUGUUUAAGAAAUAUGCAGACUUUAUAAUGUUUGAUUUGUAAAACUCUCCUCACAUCGGUCUCUUUACACAUUUUUUUUUGUUUGCCUUGUUUCUCUCAUCCAAGUUGUUCUUUUUUUCUUUUCCAUAUAGCUGAGCUUUCCUGCUUUGCUUUUUUAGUUUUUGUGAUUUUCUUUUUUGAAUGAAAUUUCAUGUGAAGUUGGAGCUGGGGAGGGAAUGGGCAAGGACAAAGUAGAACCCUAACAGCCAGAGGAAGUAGCUUGCUCUCCAGCUCUGCCUCAUCCUGGGAGAAAAGACUAGACUCCGGCUAUCCUGAGCACAGGUGUGACCUAGGCUCCAGGAAACCACGUCACCUGCCGGAUGCUGGUGGCUCACUCCUGCAAUCCUAAGCUACUCAGGAGGCUGAGAUCUGAUGACCAUGGUUUG
Messenger RNA from Perognathus longimembris pacificus (Pacific pocket mouse), 2520 nucleotides. It is a transcript of the gene Rbms2, whose product is annotated as RNA binding motif single stranded interacting protein 2. Gene Ontology annotation, cellular component: cytosol; nucleus; ribonucleoprotein complex. Gene Ontology annotation, molecular function: poly(U) RNA binding; mRNA 3'-UTR binding; poly(A) binding. The record is from RefSeq and is a predicted model, not a curated record. The transcript is spliced from 16 exons. NCBI's taxonomy places the organism in Eukaryota, Metazoa, Chordata, Mammalia, Rodentia, Heteromyidae. Bases 467 to 1690 code for a protein of 407 amino acids.